GCGGGGACAUUCUGUUUGCACAACUGCAGCCGAGAACACGCUGUCAAAUAACUCUACCUCUGCUGAACCUGGAGCCACCAUGUGCCGGCGACUAAGCGAUAUCCCUGGACUGGUCUUCCUCCUGGCGUCGGUCGCCGUGCCCUGUCGAGCCCAGUUCUACCCCUUAGUCGGACUGGGCCAGGCUGCGAAUCCCACAAAAUUUCCGGGUGCAGUGCCACGCCUGGUGCUCUACAAUCCCUUUAGUGGCCAGCAGCUGGAGCCACUCCGGUACUCGGCACUUUUGCGGGGCAGGCGACAGCCCGUGAACGGAAACAUCGUAGAGCUACCUCAGCUCUGGCAGCCCUGCUCCUGCGCCGAGUUCUCCUGCCGGUGCUGCCUUGGUCUGGCCCUGGGACUCGGCGGAUCAGCCAACCAGCGGUUGUGCGCGGCCCUCGACUACAACCGGGCGGACCUAGGUCUGCGCCUCAGCGUCGAGAUAAAUCAGCUCAACGUGGCAACCUUCGCGGUCUCAGCUCGAAAUCCGCCCGAAUACUGCGUGCCAAUGCCGCUCUCGAGCUGCCUGAGACUCUACGACAUCCGAGCAUUCGACGAGGGCAACAUGCAGGUAUGUCUGUCGGUGGUCUUAAAGGUUCUGGCCAACCAGUUCUUCGAGUACCGCCUCAGCUGCCUGCGCUUUGGCGCCAGGGGAGUAUUCUUCGUCCGCGACGCGUUGCAGGAUCAAGGGCAGGAUCAGGAAGCACAGGAUCUGGUGUCUAGGUCCGAUGCUGGCCGGUAUGAGCCCAAGAAGCUGUCGGACAGGAGCAGCUUCAGUUUCUACGGUAGAUGA
Molecule: messenger RNA, 826 nt
Organism: Drosophila erecta
Lineage: Eukaryota; Metazoa; Arthropoda; Insecta; Diptera; Drosophilidae
Exons: 1
Coding region: 80-826 (248 amino acids)
Source: RefSeq, a predicted model, not a curated record